AAAGGGCUCAAGUAAACCCGACCCGAAAUAAACCCAGUAUCAGCAAGAAAGCGAACAUUAGUCUAAUUAUAUUUGCUUUUACAGAAAUGCUUCUAAGUCAUUGAAGCCAUUAGUACUCAGUUGAAGAAGAGCUGUCAAAACUGCAUCGAAGAUGUUUCUCACAAGAACUGAGUACGAUAGAGGUGUUAACACUUUCUCUCCUGAAGGCCGCCUAUUUCAAGUCGAAUAUGCAAUUGAAGCCAUUAAGCUGGGUUCGACUGCAAUUGGGUUAAAGACAAAGGAAGGAGUCGUUCUUGCUGUUGAGAAGCGCAUUACCUCACCUCUCUUGGAACCAAGUAGUGUGGAGAAAAUUAUGGAAAUUGAUGAACACAUUGGUUGUGCGAUGAGUGGACUAAUAGCUGAUGCCAGGACACUUGUUGAACAUGCACGGGUUGAAACUCAGAACCAUAGAUUCUCCUAUGGUGAACCAAUGACAGUUGAGUCCACCACACAAGCUUUAUGUGACUUGGCCCUGCGAUUUGGAGAGGGUGAUGAAGAGUCCAUGUCCAGACCUUUUGGCGUAUCUCUUCUUAUUGCUGGUCACGAUGAGAAUGGUCCCAACUUAUACUAUACUGAUCCUUCUGGAACAUUCUGGCAAUGCAAUGCAAAAGCUAUUGGUUCAGGUUCUGAAGGUGCUGACAGCUCUUUGCAGGAGCAAUAUAACAAGGACCUUACCCUUAAAGAAGCUGAAGCCAUAGCACUCUCUAUUCUUAAGCAAGUGAUGGAAGAAAAGGUGACUCCAAAUAAUGUUGACAUUGCAAGGGUAUCUCCAACUUACCAUCUCUACUCACCUUCUGAGGUGGAAGAUGUUAUCAGCCGCCUAUAAGAAAGCUCUACUUAUUCUCAUCACCAACUUUUUCUUAUAACAACGCUUGCUUUGUAGUCUUGCUACAUAUCCUGGAAUAUAUUUUUCUUCUUCGCAAGGUUGAAAUGAUGGAGAUCCUGGCUUAAGAUUUGAUUUAAGACAUAAGGUCCAGCCUGUGUUCUGUUGUUCCUGGAUGAAGUUCUAUUUGCUACGUGCUGCAGGAUGUACUUCCUAGUUAAUUUGGUAUUGAAACUUGUCUGGAGAUUUGAAAUCCUUGAUCUCUUAUGAUGCCACAUAAUUCUUGUCAUAGUUUCUACUCAGGUUGUGACUGUUCUAAAGAUGGAAAAUAGCACUUUGGAA
Nicotiana attenuata is the source of this 1204-nucleotide messenger RNA. Its product is annotated as proteasome subunit alpha type-5-like. The transcript is spliced from 9 exons. Gene Ontology annotation, cellular component: proteasome core complex; nucleus; proteasome core complex, alpha-subunit complex. The coding region runs from base 152 to 865 and encodes 237 amino acids. Gene Ontology annotation, biological process: proteasome-mediated ubiquitin-dependent protein catabolic process. Lineage: Eukaryota; Viridiplantae; Streptophyta; Magnoliopsida; Solanales; Solanaceae. The record is from RefSeq and is a predicted model, not a curated record.